AUGAAUGUGGAGUCGAUCGUGCUCUACAAUGAUGAGGAGCAUCGCGAACAAACCUGGGAUACCAUAGGGGUUUUGCCAUAUCUGUUCUUUUGGAGCAGCAUGUCGUCUGUGGUGAAGCCUGGUCUUGUGCUGCUGCUUUGUUGGUACGUUGUCCGGGAUCUUUGCUUGGUUUUCUUGGUUGCUCCUACAGCCGCUGAUGCCGUGAAAACACUGCAGAGUAUGAAGGAUAACUUUUGCCGAGCAAGCAUGGAUUUUUUCAUGGCACCAUACUUGAGGUAUGUAACAGUCCUGAUCCUCUUGGACAGGGCCCAGAGAGAAGCAGGCAUUGGUUCUGCCAUCAAUAAAGAAGACAUCGAGAACCAAAGCACACUGGAUAUGGUUGCAGCAUCAAUUCGACCGAGGCAGCAGUGGAAGUUGCUGCGCACUAUUGCUUUCCUAUUUGCCGAUGUCUACUUCUUCAUAUUGCCGGUUGCAACAUUCAUGUUAUUGCCGGCUUACUGCCAAACACUGGCCGGAUUCGACUUUUCCUGUGUCAUGUUUUAUAUGCUGCCGGGUGCAGUGAUGGCCGGUCUCCUCUUUCGGGGAACAUCUAGAGAGAUUGACGGUGCACCUAAGGGUCGGGUAUGGGUGGUGAAUGUACCCUAUGCGGAGGAAUGGUGGAAUAAAGGAGAACUGCGGUUUGAUCUGGAUGGAGCUCCAGUCUUGGACUCGUGUGCAGAAAUGGCAAAGGAUAUUACAUCCUUAUUGUUGUUUGCCAAUGUCAUCGUCAUUGAAUUGUACGCGAGAUUCGUUGCGACUGAUAGGAAUUCGAAAAAUGAAAGCCGCAACAAAAUGAAUGAAGAACGCUGGAAAGAACAGCCAUCGCUGAUUCGAAAAGGCGGUGGAUAG
Seminavis robusta is the source of this 888-nucleotide messenger RNA. Lineage: Eukaryota; Bacillariophyta; Bacillariophyceae; Naviculales; Naviculaceae. The record is from the annotation of a GenBank genome assembly.